AUGCUCUCACCGCUUCUCUUCUUGCCUCGCUUCGCCUACUCUGCUCUGCUCGCCUCGCCAAAGUCGCCAUUGUUCUGCUCACCUCCACUGUUCUGCUCGCCUCUGCUCGUCGUGCUCGCCUCUGCUCAUCGUGCUUGCCUCGUCACUACUCGCUGCCGCCCUCUAUUUUUUGCUGUUACAAUGGAUCAAAUGAAGCGCAUGCAACAACUUGUGGAUGAUGCAGAAUUGAGAAAGAAGAAUUCUAAACCGAAAGAAUGGUCUGGUCCUUUGCAAAAUGAUGAUCCAACUCUAACAAAGAAGAGGAAAGGACAACUUGGCCCUCUUGAAAAAGCUUUUAACUUGAAUGCUAGAGAUGAGCUCCACUCUGAAAUUGCAAGGCUCUUUUACACUGGGGGAUUAUCUUUCAAUAUUGCUAGGAAUCCUCAUUAUGUUCGUGCUUUCAGUUUGGCUGCUCAACGAACGAUUCCGGGUUAUCUUCCACCUGGAUACAAUUUAUUGAGAACUUCACUUCUUCAAAAAGAAAAAGCUCAUAUUGAAAAGUUGUUGGAGCCAACAAAAACUGCUUGGAAACAAAAGGGAAAUGUUGUGCAAGUAGUCACCGAUAAUGCUCCUGUUUGCAAAACUGCUGGGUUACUCGUUGAGGCAAAGUAUCCACACAUAUUUUGGACUCCUUGUGUUGUGCACACAUUGAAUCUUGCUUUGAAGAACAUUUGUGCACCAACUGACUCUCUACAAAACAAAGAAGCCUUUGAUGAGUGCAAGUGGAUAGCAGAAGUAGCAAAUGAUCCUUCAAUGAUCAAGAAUUUUAUCCUGAAUCACAAUAUGAGACUAUCGAUGUUCAACGAUAACUCAAACUUGAAGAUGCUAUCACUUGCAGAUACUCGAUUUGCUUCCACGAUCAUUAUGCUUAAAAGGUUCAGACAAAUCAAGAAAUGUCUUGAAAACAUGAUGAUUAGUGAAAGAUGGGAUGUGUACAAGGAGGAUGAUGUAGUGAAGGCUAGAGUAGUGAAAUACAAGAUAUUGGAUGAUCAAUUUUGGGAAAAGAUUGAUUAUAUACUUGCUUUCAUAAGUCCGAUUUAUGAGAUGCUAAGGAAAGCAGACACUGAUCAACCUUGUCUUCAUUUAGUCUAUGAGUGGUGGGAUGAAAUAAUAGAGAAAAUGAGAGUUGUUAUCUCAAAGGGGGCUCAUAGUGAAGAUUCAAAGUUUUAUGAGGUUGUUCAUAAUAUUCUGGUGGAGCGAUGGAAUAAAAGCAAUACACCUCUACAUUGUUUGGCGCAUUCUUUGAAUCCAAGGUAUUAUAGCCAUGAGUGGCUCCAAGAAUCUCUCAAUCGUCUUCCUCCUCAUAGGGACAUCGAAGUUUCAAGGGAAAGGAAAGAGUGCAUUGAAAGAUAUUACUCCAAUUCAUCCGAACGAAGAAGUGUCAAUGAGGAGUUUGCCUCUUUUUCAGCUGUCAUUGAUGAUUUUUCUAAUAAUGAUGCAAUGCGUGAUCGAGGUUUAAUGUCUCCAACUAAGUGGUGGGUUAUCCAUGGUGCUUCUGCACCAACUCUUCAAAGUUUAGCUUUAAAGCUACUUAGACAACCAUCUUCUUCUUCUUCUUGUGAGAUAAAUUGGAGCACCUACAGUUUCAUACACUCAUUGAAGAGGAACAAGAUAACACCACAAAGAGCGGAAGAUUUGGUGUAUGUUCACUAUAAUCUUCAUCUUUUAUCUAGGAGGAGUCCACAUUAUAGUGAAGGAGAAAGUAAGAUGUGGGAUGUUGGAGCAGAUGGAUUUGAUUCCAUGGACAUGGAGGGUGCUUCUAUCCUUGAAAUUACCAAUUUGUCUCUUAAUGAACCUGAGUUGAAGUCAGUCUUGUUUACUGACGAAGGUGGUGUUGGUGAUGAUACAGAUAUGGAUGUUUGA
This is a messenger RNA of Zingiber officinale, 1902 nucleotides long. RefSeq lists its product as uncharacterized. The transcript is spliced from 5 exons. NCBI's taxonomy places the organism in Eukaryota, Viridiplantae, Streptophyta, Magnoliopsida, Zingiberales, Zingiberaceae. The record is from RefSeq and is a predicted model, not a curated record. Gene Ontology annotation, molecular function: protein dimerization activity. The coding region runs from base 1 to 1902 and encodes 633 amino acids.